AUGCACUCACCUUUGUGUUGGUUGUGCAAUGCAAAUUUGCACAAGCACCGCCUCAAGAGGCAACACCAGGCCGCAAUUUGGAACGGCGGCGUUGUUGCGGCCGCCGACGGCACGCUCGGACUCCUUGGCCACCCAAAAAGUCCCGAAUUUUCGGCCGCUGACGGACAAAUUCGCGUUCGGCCACAUCAGCGACUUCAGACGAAGAAGACUGGCGCGAUCGUUAGCAAGUAUUUGGCCAAGCUGCCGCAAGGCACCGUUCUGCAGUCGAUUGAUUGCUUCUCGAGGGCGGUGGCGGCAAUGAAACUCGCCUUCUCCGCCAAUGGCUUCUUCGCCAUUGAUUGGGAGAUCCUAUUUUCGUCGGCCUCGGCGUGCACCGUCAACACGCUCAUUCUCAUCCAGUCUUACGUCAACAACAACCAACAAGUCGCCUUCGAAGCCGAGUAGCUUGGCAAUUUGAAAAUGACAAAAGUUAAAA
Molecule: messenger RNA, 475 nt
Organism: Neocloeon triangulifer
Lineage: Eukaryota; Metazoa; Arthropoda; Insecta; Ephemeroptera; Baetidae
Exons: 5
Coding region: 1-444 (147 amino acids)
Biological process (GO): sensory perception of taste
Cellular component (GO): membrane
Source: RefSeq, a predicted model, not a curated record